UGUAACUUUGAUAUGUAUCAAAAUACCUUCUCUUUUGUGGAAAAAUAGUCAAUAUGAAACAUAGCUAUAGUAGGUCUGUAUGAAGUAAUACUUUAAAAACUAACUUUGUUAGCUACUUUUAUUGAAUGUUCUUCUUUUAUAGAUGUACUGUUAGAUUGUUUGCGACAGUGUGGCUGUGUUGUCUAAGUACAGCCACGUCAAAAUCAAAUACGAGUACGAUUAUUCAAGAUAGUGACAGUGCGGAGAUUGAAGCGGUGGAGUGUACUGCCACUAGACUAAUACUAACUUAGAUCUUACUUCUGAUUUUUUUCAUUUGAAUUUCAUUUUAUGUGAUGAGCAUGAGGCUUGUGAAAGAAAUAUUUAUGCGGAGAGGAAGGAACAAAUGCAUAUAUCUUCUAGUUGUAUUAACGUUGAUGGGCAAGGCAGGAUUUAAGUAUCUUGGAUUUUACUUGUCCGACUCUGUUUACUCCAAGCCUCUUCAUGUAUUCAGAGACACUCUUGACCAAUUGCACUUUAGAACAAAUUUGGUUGGACAGCCACUACUCCACAUAUCCCAGACAGACGUGGGGCCAUCCUUUGAUGAUGUGGUGGAUCAAAACUUGAAGUUUGACAUCGAGGGCCGUGAUGUCAUCGUGUUUUUGCAUAUUCAGAAGACUGGUGGGACAACAUUUGGACAGCAUCUCGUAACGGACUUGGAGUUGGCGCGUCCAUGUGUGUGCCAUGGAACCGUGAAGUGGUGCACCUGCCCUCGGCCUGGCAAGAAUUCAUCUGAGACCUGGUUAUUCUCCCGGCACACCACUGGAUGGAGGUGUGGCGUCCAUGCAGGCUGGACAGAACUAACCAACUCCAAUUGUGUGGAUAAAGUCAUGAAUAAACGUAAUGGUAAUAGAAUCAAGAAAAGGUACUUUUAUAUCACCAUGCUAAGACAUCCUAUUCAUCGGUUUGUCAGUGAAUUCCACCAUGUUCGCCUUAAAACAGGGUGGAAUAACGCUAUUUUGAAGUGCCAAGGCCGAACUGCCACCAAGAUGGAGGUGCCACCAUGUUAUCACACAAAGAUUUGGGAAAAUGUCACUAUGGAUGAGUUCAUGGCAUGCAGUAGCAACUUGGCUAUGAACAGAGAGACACGGAUGUUGGCAGAUCUGUCAUUAGUUGGAUGCUACAACACUUCCAUGAUGACUCCUGAAGAUAGAGGCAGGAUAAUGCUGCUUUCUGCAAAAAGAAAUCUGAAGAAGAUGGCUUUUUAUGGCCUGACUGAAGAGCAAGGCAUUAGUCAGUACCUGUUUGAAGUGAUUUUUAAUCUCAGGUUCAAAAAGCAAUUCAGGCAGUUUAAUGAGACUGUUACUAACAUGGCUAUGAUGGACCUUGAUGCUGAAACCAUAAAACGAAUUGAGGAGCUGAAUUCACUGGACAUAGAACUCUACAAGUAUGCUGUGGAGCUUUUCCAACAACGCUUCAAAAAAUUGUCGCUCAGUACAACAAAACAUUUCCAGAAUAUGGGAAGCAUAUUUCCUUGGGCAGAAGUUGAAAGUGGAGAAUGAUGUUUUAUAAUUAUACAUAUUGUUAUACAGUAUGCAAAACUAGAAGCACUUUUGUGAUGCCAUUUGUGUUCUUUUAAUUGAGUGAAAGAAUUUUAUACAGAUGCUAAUGAAUAGAUUAAAGCAUAAGGAAUGGAUACAAGUUUCAGAAUAUAUGAAAAGUGAGACAGGGAUUAUCUUUAUGAAUAUAAAAAAGAAAGCAAAUUUAUGACAUCAUAUGAAAAUGUGCACAAAUAUAUGAUGUUUCAAUAGAGUUCAGAAACAGUUAUUGUGUUGCAAAGAAUAGAAAAUCCUAUAGAGUAAAAAAUUAUUAAGUGCAGUAUGUAUUAUAUGCUUAAAAGUUUAUAUAAAAAAGAUGAAAUUAUGUUUUUAAAGGGAAAAGAUUAAAUAAUUGACUAAUAACACGUAAAGUAUGAGCUAAGUGUCUGAAGGAGUGUAUAGCUAGACAUUUUGGACAAGUCUAUGUAAUUUUCGAUGUACAAAAUAUUGAUCUAUGAAUUGUCAAGGAUUUAGUUUUAAACUGAAAACAACAAGGAAUACAUAUAAUGCAUGAAAGUUUUCAUCUUGACCAUAUUCAACAUUUUCACUUAAUGUUACAAGUGUUAUGUUUCACAGAUGUUUCUGGUUGCCUAGUUAUUGAAACUGGUAAGAAUAUAUGGUUGAGGAUUUCUAUGAACAUUGUUACCAUAAGGUGUGACUUCAGUGUGAGCUGUAUGGGACUAAGACGGUUAGUAAUGUAAAUUUCAGGUUUUUAAGAGGGGGCAUGUAGGAAUUUUUCUUUAUAAAUAUUUUCAAAACUUGA
Molecule: messenger RNA, 2337 nt
Organism: Portunus trituberculatus (swimming crab)
Lineage: Eukaryota; Metazoa; Arthropoda; Malacostraca; Decapoda; Portunidae
Product: heparan-sulfate 6-O-sulfotransferase 1-B-like
Cellular component (GO): membrane
Molecular function (GO): heparan sulfate 6-sulfotransferase activity
Source: RefSeq, a predicted model, not a curated record